Molecule: messenger RNA, 753 nt
Organism: Aspergillus novofumigatus IBT 16806
Lineage: Eukaryota; Fungi; Ascomycota; Eurotiomycetes; Eurotiales; Aspergillaceae
Product: class I SAM-dependent methyltransferase
Exons: 4
Coding region: 1-753 (250 amino acids)
Source: RefSeq, a predicted model, not a curated record
AUGACAGCCGAGGCAGAAACCAUCACUGUUGACUCGGGCGAUGACUGGGCUUCAACUUACACAGCGACAGACUCAGAGGUAACCUCCCUCCGCAGCAGUGUCUUUGAUUAUAUCUACGAAAAUGGGCGACGGUACCACGCCUACCACGCCGAAUCCGAAACGAGUUCUGGAUAUCGGGACGGGGACGGGGCCUGGGCCGUUGAGUUUGCGGAUAUGUAUCCCACAGCCACGGUCAUUGGGACUGAUCUCUCGCCUAUCCAGCCACGGAUGGUACCGCCGAACCUGACCUUUGAAGUCGACGAUUGCUGUGACGAGUGGAUGUACCGGGAGCCGUUUGACUACAUUCAUGUGCGGGGGUUGUAUGGUUCCGUGGCCGACUGGAAUAGGUUUUAUCAACAGGCGCUGAAACACCUAGUACCGGGCGGGUAUAUUGAACAAGCCGAGAUGGGAGUUGUGCCCACAUCAGAUGGCAGAAGCCACAUUGGAACCGUUUACGAGAAAUGGGGCAAAGCUAGCCUGGAGAGCGGUGAUCGAUUCGGCAAGACCCUUCGCAUUGUCGACGAGUCCAAGCAGCGCAUGAUCGACGCCGGAUUCAUCGAGGUGGUCGAGCGGCGAUACAAACUACCGAUUGGGCCAUGGCCGAAGGAUAAGCACCUGAAGACGCUGGGGAAAUACUUUCGGUUGGUGAUCGAAGAGAGUAUGGAAAUGUGGAUGAUGUACUUGUGGACCAAUGUGCUGGGAAGCCGAGGUUGA